Pangasianodon hypophthalmus (striped catfish) is the source of this 3214-nucleotide messenger RNA. RefSeq names its product TNF receptor-associated factor 3 interacting protein 1 (gene ift54). Lineage: Eukaryota; Metazoa; Chordata; Actinopteri; Siluriformes; Pangasiidae. The coding region runs from base 148 to 2169 and encodes 673 amino acids. Gene Ontology annotation, cellular component: ciliary basal body; axoneme; intraciliary transport particle B. The transcript is spliced from 18 exons. Gene Ontology annotation, biological process: regulation of microtubule cytoskeleton organization; intraciliary transport; cilium assembly. The record is from RefSeq and is a predicted model, not a curated record. Gene Ontology annotation, molecular function: microtubule binding.
CGCCCUACGGAGCAGUGGAGCAUUGUGGGAUUGCACGGGUAUUGACACGGCAACGAGACGAGACGAGACGCUUUGGUGUGAUUAGAAAUCCGUUAUUUAGUUUCUUCAGCUGUUCGGAACAGGGCCAUUAGGCUUGAACAGGAAGCGAUGAACGGAUCAGUGGCUAAAAAGACGCAGGAAACUCUGGGGAAAGUGAUAAAGAAACCUCCUCUGACUGAGAAACUGCUCAGCAAGCCACCUUUUCGCUAUCUGCACGACAUAGUGAGCGAGGUGAUUCGCACCACAGGCUUCAUGAAGGGCCUUUACGGAGAAGCAGAGAUGAAGUCGGACAAUGUCAAGGAUAAAGACUCAAAGAUAGCAUUCCUCCAGAAGGCCAUAGACGUUGUGAUGCUGGUGAGCGGGGAACCCGUGGCUGCUAAGCCUGCACGGAUAGUGGCCGGCCACGAACCCGAGAAAACCAACGAGCUGCUCCAGACCAUCGCCAAGUGCUGCCUCAACAAGCUGUCCAGUGAUGAGGCUGUAAGGCAUGUCCUGGCUGGAGACAAAGUGGACCUAAAGGGGAAAGCCAGCACCUCCAGGUCCCAGGGCAAGGAGAACAGAGAAGAGAAGAUUAAAGAGAGCAGUGUGAACACUGAGCAGAAAGACCCAGACCAGCCCAAGGACCAGGAGAGCAGGAGGAGGAGCGAGAAGGAGCGACACAGAGAUGGCGAGAGGACUGAGAAAGCCCGGGAGAGAGACAGGACAAAGGACAGAGAUCGGGAUAAAGACAAAAGUCGUGAUAGGGAUAAAGAAAAAGUCAGAGAUCGGGACAGAGAUAAAGAGAAAGACCAAGAUAGAGACAACGAGAAGGACCGAGAUAGAGAAAGGGACCAAGAGAAAGAGAAGCCCCGGGACAGAGACAGGGAUAGGACCAAGGACAGAGAACGAGAGAAGAACAGGGAGCGAGAUUCACACAAAGACAGAGAACGAGUGCGGGACAAAGACAGAGAUCAUGAGCGGGACAAGAGAAGAGACCGAGACAAAGAGCGGGAACGAGAGAGAGCGCGAGAGCUUCAGAAGGAGACUGAAGAAAAGAAAAAGGACAAAGCAGAGAAAAAGACCCGAGCUGCAGAGGAAGUGAACAAGCAAAAACCUCACCCGGAGGAGCUGAACAGGAAUCACAAAGCUGAGUCAGGGGAGACUGAAAGGGAUGACCUAGACGAGGUGCCUGAGGCUAACGACGAUGAGCCAUCAGAGGCUUCUCCACACCAGCCGGACAGUCCUGCCAGAAUACCCAGGCCCUCUUCUGCCAAGGGACAGAGACGCCGGCCUAAAUCAGGAGCGCCAGACGAAUCAGAUAGUGAUGGAGCAGGCGACAACGCUACAGUGGAUAAACCGGUUCAUCUUGAAAAUGGAGAUGCAUCAGAUGCUUUGGCACAGCAUACAUCCCACAGCAGCAGCAGCAGGAGGAUAGCGCGGCCCAGUAGUGCGAGACCAGCCCCGCCCCGAGUGAGGAGGCAGGAGAGCUACACCGACGCAGGCCCAGUGGAGAGAUUGGCCAGUGCCAAACCUCCCUCUGCAGUCAUCAUGGAUGGCAAAAAGCACUCCGAGGAUGAGGAUGAUGAAGAUGGGCAGUUUGUGGUGGAGGAGGCAGGUCCACUUCCCCUUGACAUGCCUGAGCUGGAGAUGGGGCCAUCAAUUGAAUUACAAGGUGAUGAGAAACAUGGUGGGCUUGUGAAGAAAAUCCUGGAAACUAAGAAGGAUUAUGAAUCAUCACCCUCAGCUCUAAAGUCAAAAGACCAGGAUCGGACACCGGUGUUGGAGGCGGCUCGUAAGAAGGAGCGAGAGUUUGUGGUCAGAGAGAUCGAGCGCCUGCGAACGUCCGUCCAGAGUGUGUGUCGCAGCGCUCUGCCGUUAGGCAAGAUCAUGGACUACAUCCAGGAGGACAUGGACUCCAUGCAGAACGAGCUGCAGAGCUGGAGACGUGAGAACAGAGAACACGCAGAGGCCCUGCUACAGGAACAGAGAAUCACCGACAGCGCUGUGAAGCCUCUGAAGGCUGAACUGUCUGAACUGGAGCAGCUCAUCAUGGAACAGCAGGACAAGAUCUGUGCCAUCAAGUCCAACAUCCUCCAGAACGAGGAAAAGAUUCGCAAGAUGGUGUCCAGCAUCAACGUCUCGCAAACGUGAACGAAGCAAUAAAAUAAAGCGUCCUGCACACUGUACACACAGGAGAGCGGUUUUACCUGCUCUCUCAUGGUGGGUCUGGGUGUGUGUUUAGCACUUUGCAAGGGUGUUGGAUGAAAACUGGAGGAAAGUGGUACAAAUCGGGUCACCCUGUUCAUCUCCACGACGGUUAAAGGUGCCUUCUGUCAAUACCUGAAUCUGUUCUGGGAAAAACAAAACAAACAAAAAAAGAAAAAACACUCCUGCACUGUGUUAAUCCCUUCACAUAGAUUUGCACACAUGGUUUGAUUGAAAAAUAGAUGUUUGGUCACAGUGAUAUUGAUGUGGUAUAAUGUCCAAUUUUCCUCAGAUUUGUCUGUACAAAAAAAAAAAAAAAAAAGAAUUCAUUUACAUUAACUGCUUGUUUUUUGGAGAUACAUAAGUGUCUUUUUCAGACUUAUGUUUAUUUAUAGUAUGAGAGAGACCUUCCUGGCAAUAUCUAAAACUUAUUAUUGCUUUUCAGGUGUACUGUAUCACGCUAUCUUUCCAAAGCUUGUCUAAAGCAAUAGCAGCGUAAUUUCUGGACAGAUCUUACCCCUUGUUUUAAGUCCAAACCAGACCAUUCCCAGCUUCCUGUUUUCAUUUCCAUUUUAAUAUUUGUUAUCCCCCUACUCUGUCUGGAAAACCAGCACAUAAUGUUAGCAGUUGAAAGUUAUGCAUGCCAAAAGCACUAGUCAAGCACCACUGCACUUUGAUCAGAAAGACUGUGACUGAAUACGUCUGUGUGAGCAGAAACCUGUCGAGCUACAGUACGAAGACCUUUUAAAAAUAAUCUCUCGUUCUGUUUUAAGGGUUAAGAUGCCUGUAUUUUUACCUCUACCUUACAUAUUCUGGCUGUAGGUUGAUAAGAAAAGGACAUAUUGGGUUCAUGGCACGAUUUAAGAGCAAAAUUGAUCCAGUCAUACGCAAACAUUUUCGAAAAUGACUCUUUUGUGCGGAGGUCCAAACUUAAAAAAAAAACAAAAAAAACGUGGGAGCAGAAACAUUUCUAAAUUACUUUCAACCUAGG